CCGCCAUGGCGGUGCCGAGCCGCGGCGCUUGGCGGCUGCUGCUGCUGCUGCUGCUGGCCGGUUCCGCCGCCAGCCCGGCGGACGAGGGUGGCGGGCGGCGGGAGGCGGGCGGCGGCGAGCGCGGCGGCGGCGGCGACGAGACGGCGCGGCCUCACCACGACUCCUCGUACGGCACCUUCGCCAGCGAGUUUUACGACCUGCGCUACCUCUCCGAGGAGGGUUACCCUUUCCCUACUGCUCCUCCUGUGGAUCCAUUUGCAAAAAUCAGAGUAGAUGACUGUGGAAAAACCAAGGGAUGUUUCAGGUAUGGUAAACCUGGAUGUAAUGCAGAGACUUGUGACUAUUUUCUAAGUUACCGUAGAAUAGGAGCUGAUGUUGAAUUUGAGUUGAGUGCCGAUACUGAUGGCUGGGUGGCAGUGGGAUUUUCUUCAGACAAGAAAAUGGGAGGAGAUGAUGUCAUGGCUUGUGUUCAUGAUGAUAAUGGAAGAGUCCGAAUACAGCACUUUUAUAACGUUGGUCAGUGGGCUAAAGAAAUCCAGAGAAAUCCUGCUAGAGAUGAAGAAGGGGUCUUUGAAAAUAAUCGUGUAACAUGUCGAUUCAAGCGUCCUGUAUAUGUUCCCCGAGAGGAAACUAUUGUAGAUCUGCACUUGAGUUGGUACUAUUUGUUUGCCUGGGGUCCAGCAAUUCAGGGUUCUAUAACUCGUCAUGACAUAGACUCACCACCUGUAUCAGAGCGUGUUGUCAGUAUUUACAAGUAUGAAGAUAUUUUCAUGCCAUCAGCUGCCUAUCAGACCUUCUCUUCUCCAUUCUGCUUGCUCCUGAUUGUUGCACUGACCUUCUAUUUAUUGAUGGGAACCCCAUGACUGCUGGAAAAUAGCAAGAAUUUGUCAGUGGAAGUUUCUCAGGAUGGAUGGAUAGAUGGAUGGAUGAUGCACUUUUUUAUUGGAAUUUAUAUCAGACCACCAUCUUCAUCUAGCUGCUUUUGAACAUAGCUUCUCUGGAGAAGGAAAUAACAUCUCCUUUGAGUGGCAGAGUGGUGACAAAUCAUUUAAGAAAAAUUAGUGAACAAGUAGCAGAGUUUUUCAAUGUUAUGGCUACUUGCUUAAAGAAAAGAAGACUUUUGUAAAGUGUGUGUGUGGGUGUGUUUGGGGGGGGAUGUCUGUAUGCAUGUUUGGGAGAAUUUAGUGUUGGAUAUCUUAUCAAAUAACAAAAUUGCCUUCCAAAUUGCUCCCAAAAAGCAAAAUUGGGGAAAUAUUAUAAUGCUGUUUGACACUUUUGGUGCAGCUAGCACAACUCCAAGUGCAGAUGCUGAACUUAGGAUCUGGGUAUUGAUACCAGAAUAUAAAACCUACCCUUCAGUAAUGGAUAGUCCUUCUCUCAAAUUUUUUUAUAUUUAUCAAGGUUUACUUGUUCUGGUACUUUCUGAAACUAAACUUGCAUAAUCAAGCAUAAAUAUGAAUUUUUUUCAUGGAAAAGCAGUGAUGAAUGUCUUUAUAAUAAUAGUUCCUCAACAGCCUCCUUGAGAGGAACAGCUACUUCUUUCAUGAAUGAGCUAUGAAGCUUUUUAAACGGGGGAAAGGAAAAUACGGUAAUGUAAAAUUUCUACACAUAGAAAAACAGGUGUAAAACUGAACCUAGAAGUUCCCAAUAAGCCAUAGGGCAUCCUCCCAAUAGAUGAAAUAAAUUUUUCUCUUUUUAUGAAGGAACAUUAAUAUUGUUGACAUGUAAAUACAUUUUAAGCAGUUGUGUAGUAGUGUUAAGGAAUCUGAUUUUCUUUGUCGUAUGCCUAUAUAUCCUUUUCAUGUUAAAGAUGAAUAUGGGCAGCUGAUGUUAACUUACAAAGAAAUAGAAAUAUAAUUGAGAUUAUUUGUAAGGAAAGGUAGGGAUUAGUAACAAGAACAGUGUCUUUAGCUUCAUCAAACCAUUGCUAAAAAUAUAGUUAUUGUGGAAAAAUAUAAGUUAAAGAGGAAAUACAUUAGAAUUUUCUAUCACCAAUAAAUAUUACACAAAAUGGAUGCUAAAUGUUAUCAAAAUGGAAAUUGUUGAAAUAUAUUUAUGAGCCACAGGGUAUUAUAAAAAACUUUGAAUUAUUGUGCAGAAUUUCUGUUCUUUACAUGUAUACAAGUAGCAGUAACAUGUGCUUAGAUGAGGUUGCUCAUUCACAUCCCAACUUGCAUUAUUGGACCAAGAUUCUAUCAUCUGGUGUGAUACACUUGAGGAUCCUGUAACAUAUGGUUCUAGUAAAUUAUCUGAUGGACCUCUCUUCUACUUUCAUUGCUGCACAGAGUGUAGAAUAGUAAAAAAAAAAAAAAAGAAGAAAAAAAAAAGUUCCAUUGGAUUUGAAUCAUCAUUCACAGAUUGAAGUUUUUAGGCUAAUUUUUUUUAGGCUUUGCUUUCUUCAAAACUAUGUGCUUAAAGUAUGUGAAUUAGGUUUGAAAAGGAAUUUUUCUCCAUUACAAACACUUUAUCCCUAUUUCAAAAGGAAGAUCAUGCAGUAAUAUAUAUUCAUUGAUGUCUUUAAGGAUUUGCUCACUUUUAAUUGCUGGACUAAAGUUUAAGAGAGGAGAGAAUUUUAAAAGUCCAAAUGGUGGCUUAAUUUAGUAUAAAUUACCUCUCCAGAGUUGAAUGACCAACUCAUUAUUUGAUGAACUAUAAAUAUAAUGGAGACAACCUAAAGAGGACAGUCUGCUUUGGACUAUUAUGGCUAUAAAACAUAGCCUUAAGAUUGGCUGAAGCAGAGAGUUGAAGUCUUGGAUAAUGAGUUUCAUAUGAAGCAGCCAGGUGAAGUGAAGACAUCAUUAGGGCAAAUUCUUUCUCCUUUGUGCUAAUUUUUAGGCAGUUAAGGGAACUCAGCUACUUCAGUUCCCCAUCAGAGAUCACAGUAAAUUAAAGUAGCCUCAGAACUGCUUUAGUUUAUGGCCUUGUAUUUAUUGUUUUAGUUUCAGGCACUUACCUGAUUACCUACUAAAAGACUAAUUAAUAAUUGAAAAGUACUGAAGUAGAGAGCCAUUUUGUCUCCUCUUUUCCUCUUUACUACAGUGCUGGAUUUAGGAUAGCCUGGCUGGAUCUAAGCAUCACCAUAUGUCAAAGAUGACAAAAAUAAUACCAAGGUAAAAGUACAAAACACACAUAGCUUCUCUCCACUUACGUGGGAGUUGGGUAUGUUUAUAGAUUGAAAGUUCAGACUCUAAACCAAUAGCAAAUUCAGAGCUGAGAUGUAACACAGCCCCUUAUGGGUACAUCCAUUGCAAAGUAUACACUGUUUUAGUCCUCAGCUGUACCUGUGUUGUAAAUUAGGGUGAAAAUUUAAUUACAGUUUGUUCCUACUUGCAGUUUACUUGCCAGUGCGUUGUCUGGUGGUUUUCUGUUGCUAUAUUUCUCUUGUUGAAGUACUAGCAGAACUGUGCAUGUCUAUAAAAACUUUCUAAGGAGCUUCUCAAAGUACUUAAAUAGCACUAAUUAAAUAUUUCUAAUAAUAGGAGGAAAUAAAAGUCCACAACAAACAGCAAAACAAUCCAUUCUUUGGCAUUUCAAGUAAUGGUUGAGUUCAGCUUUACUAUUAUUUACUAGUAAAAUACUCCAAAGUUUUGCACACUACUUCACAAAUAUUAGAAGAGCCACAAUUCUCACUCUAAAGACUGCAAUUAGCAGAGGUAAAAUAGAUGGUGUAAGGAGAACUAAAAGCUGAAAACAACUGUGGUGAAUAAGAAGCAAGAGCUGGGAUAAAGUUUUGUAGUGAAGGAAGCUUGCUGUAUCUUGGCACUUCCUCUGGAAGUUGCUCUUCAGAGUGGGAAAACAAGGAAUGUCAGCUUUCCAGAUUCAAAUUUUGAACAAAGAAGGUAUAAAUGUUUAGAAACUAGUUGUUGGAAAGAAGUAUAAGGACAAAAUUAUAGCAAGACCAUCAGAGAGAAGAAAAGGCUUGAACUCAGUGGUAGUCGACUUUGUAUGAUAACUGGUAAGUUGUAACAGUUGAGUGGGUGUAGUAAUUUGUCAUGGAAGUCGGGGAGGGGGGUUCUGUUUAAUAUUAAAAAGCAUGAUUGAUUCCUGUUACUAUGAAGUGACUGUAACUUGCUUCAAAGUGAUUUUUUUUUAAGUGGAUAUGGCAUUUCAGAGUAGUUUUUCAGAUUUCUCUAGUUAACAUAUAUCAAUAGCAACCAGGAAUUUUGAAAAUGUCUCUCUCGGAAAAAGAGUUUCUCUUCCAGAUCAAGUAAUUUUUAGUUUCCUUAUGGUGACUACCAGCAGGCCAGCUAUUAAGCAACACAAGGUUGCAUCCAUUUCUGAAGUUUUAUUUUGAGAGAGAGAAUAACUUUGAUUGUUAAUUAAAAAGAUAGCAUUGGAAAAGACCAUAAGGCAUUAGCUGACAUCCUUGAAUGUGUUCAUCACAUACAGAACAAAACUGUGACCAUUGCUUGUUACAUCAAAUAUAAUAUCACCUUCUGUUCACUCCGUCCACCUUAGCUAUAAUGUCUUGUUUUAUACUUGAAGUUUGUAAGCUAUUUGGAAGAGAAACCAGUUUCUUAUAUUUGUGACAGUGCCUAUCACAAAUGGACCUUGAUUUUUUACUAUAAUGUCUAACUGCUACUCCACUACAAAUAAUAAGUAAGGCCUGAAUUUACACCGUAGAGAGUAGGGUAGGAAAGAGAGAGAAAUGAGUGGAAAGGAUAGAACUUUAGAAAAAUUAUUUUUUUUUUAAGAGAAUCAAAUAAUUAUAUGUAUCUUAUGGCUGAGACACUUCUAGAUGCUAAUUGACUUUUUUUCCCUCAAAAGGUCUGAUUUCAUAAUGUCAUUGGAUACAGGGUGAUGCUUUUAUCCAAAAUGCCAUUAUGAUAAGGGGACUAUUCUGUUUUUGAGAGAGAAUAUAUUGAUGAGAAAAUGUUGAAAGCCCUCUGAGGCCUUCUUGUCCUUUUUGAUUGGUUUUGCAGCACCCGGGUAGAAAGAAAAUAAAUGCUUGUGGUCUCCCUAAUCUAAGGAAACCCCCAUAUUGGGAUGAAUGUGUCAAAGUUGUGUUUGGCAUGGACUUUCCUAAUCUUCAACGCAGGGAGUAAAGAAUGACUGGAGCACUGUGUAUGGCAGCAAAUCCUGGCCACCAGGUGAUGGCUUUGGAAUGUGCUUGGGUUGCUGUAUCUUGGGGCUGAACCAAGCCCAAGAGCUCCACAACUGCCUCUGUGAGCAUGCCCCUGUGCUCAAUGACUGCUGUGAAAUGAAAAGAGCAAACAACAUGGCCAGUUCUAUAACAAAUCCCUUAAAUAUGCAUACCCUUUUUUGCCGAACUGUGGCUGAUAUUGAGACUGUAAAUGUUAAUGACUAGUCUUCCUCUGAAAAGUAGCGUGCUCUUUGUCACUAACUUGUGUUUCAUCCCCGUUUCCACAGAUGCCUUGUACUAUUUAGCAAGAUGAUUGUGAGAAGUCCUAACCCAGCUGUGAAGAGGAGUUAGUGGGUAAGGAGGACUGACACACAGCUCUCCCUAUGACAGUUGCAAAGUUACCCAAAUCAUAGUUAGAAAUCUAUCAUUGAUGAUAUUCCAGUUAUCUGUAAGUAAAUGACUGGAAACUGUUUAAGGGAUAGGGUAGGCCCCCUCCUGGUCUUCAAUUUUGCUUCUCCUUACUUUCCCAUUCCGCUAGUGGCGCAGUUGUUUACAAAGAAGAAAGAAAAUGAUCCCCCUUUUAGAGCCCUCUGAUCAUUCCAGAUCUCUUCUGGGACCACUGAAGGGUUGCACCACACUGUACUUCCUCUAGGAAGGAUUAAAUUUAUACAUACACCUCAUAACUUUUAUUAGUUUUUAAAUUUCAUUUUGUGCCCCUUUGAUUUGCCAUGCUAAUGUGUAGCAAAUAUACUUUAUUUUUUAGCUCUUCUCUAAAUAAUUUCCCUAAACAAAUAUAUUCAGUAAUAGCUUUAGGAGAGGAAAUGUAUUUUACAAGCAGAACUACAAAAAAUACAGUAUCACUCUUUUUCAGAGAUGCUUAUUGUAAGAUACCUAAUAUUUUAUAUGAAGAAUUACAGGUCUAGAGCCUUAGAUCUGUGGAAGAAGUGGAAAUGCAUUUAAAUAUAGCAGCUGUUUUAGUACCUCACAAAGCUGUGCAAACAGGUGGCCUGCGUGAAUUGGCAUCCUCCAUUUCAACGCAGGUAAUAAGCAGGUGAAGCAGUCUUCUUGAAUGCUAUAUAAUGAGGCAUUAGUGACCUUAAAUACCUUAGGAUAAAAGAGCAGAAAGAUUUAUAGUAAGGCUGAAUGGCAAGGAAGGGCUAAUGGUUUUGUCAUACUUACUAUUUCUGCACAAAUUUACAUGUGGCAGAACACUUCUGCCACUCUUAAUCACAUGAAAAUUGUACUUGUUAUGAAUAGAAGAAACGGCAUCUGACUUUAGCUGAAUUUAGCUUUUAUGUAGAUCCUACCUAUGCAUGGGCUGAUGUGGGCAGAAGGUGAUUAUGCAUCAAGAUAUGUACUCAUGUGAAAUUCCAACAUUUGAGCUGGAGGCUUCAUUUUGUCCUUAGAAAUAUGAAAACCUGUCAAGACCUUGUGCAUGCAUGGUAGCGGCCAUCAGCUGCUGGGUAUGUACCUGCUCACUGGCCACUUUACAAACCAUCAGGCUGUGCCAGUUUGAGUACCAAGAGAUGAGAGCUCUCAAUCUUUUCUUAUCAGCUUUCACUGUACAUUGUGUAUUUCCCCUAAUUAAAAUUUCAUUAUCAGUGUCUCUGUAGUGGUGCGUUAGGGCCUAAUGCAGCUCUCGCACAGCAUGGCCAGCACAGAUACGGAUAUAACUGGCAGCCUGGAAAGUUUUUAAAGAAAAUCUCCUUUCCCUGAGUACAAAAACCAAUCAGAAGAAAGUCAUUUAUAUAUGUUUACCAUAUGCCAGCUCUUCAUCAAUUCUGUUUUUUCAUAUCCAGCUAUUUCUGCAUGCAAUUUAUAUUCUAAGUGUAUGAUUUUUGCAGAUACAGAAUAAGAGCUAGGUAAACCUUUCUUCUCUAAACCUGUUUUAUUAGUUCAAUAUAGUAUGAAAUAAUCACUUAGGUAGCUUUAAUUUUAUUUUUCUGGUUUUACAGAGAGUUUGGCAAAGCUAUAUAUGCUUGUACUUGGGUAUUUAACCUCUCUAUACUGGGCUCAGAUAGUGAGGAAAACAGUGUAAUUCCAUAGAGUUAAGGAGCACUUGUGCAGCUUGUGAAGUUGCUAAGUGUCAAGAAGCAGACUCAAAAUACUUGGCUUUCUUUGAAAAUCUGUGAUUGAAUUUGCAAUAGCAACUACUGUGCUGUAAGAAAACGGGCAGAGCGUUUUGCCUGAAUUGCUAGGUAAUUUGAAUUGCACUCAUUCAGAAUGAUUGCUGCUUUGCCUUGUUUCUGUUUCUUACCUAAGUAGGAAUGUUCUUCCAGGCUGAUAUGAGGUUGGAAUAUAUGUAGAGCUUUACAGCACAUAUGUUAUCAAAGCUGCUGCUCAAUAUUCUAGGCCUGUUUUGAUCUACAAUUAGAGGAUAUUUAGGAAUGUUCUUACAAGGUGAAAUUUUAUGUGGCAGUCUUAAACUUUCUGCAAAGCUAUUGUGCUCAUAUACUCUGUAGACUAGAUCUCUACAAAAAGUGUUACCUAUUAGCAGUAGUCUUCUGAGCCAUUUCUAAAUUACUCUUUGCUCAAAUUCAUGUUUACAUUUCUGAACAUGUAAAUGCAUUUUUCAAAAGUGCCAAGCAGCUGCAAAUCUUACAUGGCUUUAAAGCCUACUCAUAGCAGCGAGCAUUUUUGGCAACCAGUGAUUGCAAGGUGUUGCCUAAUUUAGUUUCACAGACUUUCUUAAGCUUGACAUCAUUCAGUUCAAUUUCAGAAGAUGGAAAUAGUAGAAGACUAAAUAAAGGAACAGUUCACUUGGAUUCUGUGCAAAAGAACAGAAAUAUUCAUGCUGUUUUUUCACAGCAUUGCUUUGCAAAGUUUACAUUAAUGAAAAAUUUUCUUUCUAGAAAUAAUAUUUAGGCAAAAUAAUUUUGCUGAAGUUAUCAGCGUGUGUGUAAAUCUGAGAAUUGUACAAGACAGCUUAGAAAUAAAAAGGCAGGCUAUGCAUUGGAGAUUACAAGAAGACAAAAUGCAGAGUCAUAUGUGUUCCUUAACCCCUACCUAAUUUUUUGGACAAACUGGUCCAGAAGAAUAUAUAGCAAUAUGUCAUGUCACCUGUUAAGGUGUUAUGUUUGCAGUUUUUAUAUACUAACUUUUGUCACCUUCUUCAGUACAAAAAUUAGCCUCAUGCUUGCCUUUUAAAGUAUUAUUUUUGUUUCUUUCCAAGCAAGAGGGAAAAAGGAGAGGUUCAGGGAAUCAAGGAAAUAUUGUCAUAUACAGUAUUAGGGUAAUGGGAGAGGAAGCACAGAUGCCACAUUUAAGUUGAGGAAGAGGAAAGCUUAUUGCUUAAUGAGCUGAAAGUAGCAUUCAGGUCUUGAAACAGAUAGUCAAAGAUGAAAUUCUGAACCUGUUAGCUUUAUGAGAAAAAUUAACUAGUGGGAUCACAAUAUUUGCCUGUGAUGUCCCCAACCUUCACUAAAGGAAAUAUUUUUUGUUACCAUAUUUGAAACAUCAUGAAUUCUGUUUAGCUUAAGACAGAUGUCUGGUAUGUUUUGGUAUUUCUGAUUAAUCUAUCUUGAGGUCUGGUUUGUUUUAACCGCUUUGCGAGUAAGCAGACUGUUAUAACUAUGCUAACUCUUGCCACUUUGUUUUGUAUUAAUUACACAAAUUGUAAUGGUUGAAUCUAAAAUGUCAGCUCUACCUUUUAAUUUUGUUCAGUGUUCUCAAAAGUAAAUUCCAAUCAAUAUAUAUGGAUAAGCAACUUGUAA
This is a messenger RNA of Dromaius novaehollandiae (emu), 8796 nucleotides long. RefSeq names its product ferric chelate reductase 1 like (gene FRRS1L). Bases 6 to 863 code for a protein of 285 amino acids. The transcript has 5 exons. The record is from RefSeq and is a predicted model, not a curated record. Lineage: Eukaryota; Metazoa; Chordata; Aves; Casuariiformes; Dromaiidae. Gene Ontology annotation, biological process: regulation of postsynaptic membrane neurotransmitter receptor levels; regulation of glutamate receptor signaling pathway.